AUGACAUUAGCAUUUCUAGAAGGGAAUCCCAGCGUUAACAAGUGCAAAGACAAUUUUGUCCUCACAGUUCUCAACAAAGGAAGGAAAGCCUUCUCCAUCUCCUACUUCUGCUGCUUCCUCUUACACUUUCUUCUAACAAUUACAGUUACUUGUGCCGCAGAUCAUAGCAAAACAUGUGCCCCAUCUUCGUGCGGCAAAGUCACCGACAUAAGGCAUCCUUUCCGGCGAAAGGAUGACCCAGAAAACUGCGGCGAUCGGAGGUACGAGCUGACUUGCGAGAAUAACGUCACCGUGCUAGCUUUGUUCCCGGGGAAAAACUACCAUGUUGAAUCAAUAAACUACAAUAACUUCACAAUCCGACUCGUAGAUCCUUCCAUGGACUCAUCAGAGGAUCAUAAUUGUUCCACCCUUCCUCGCUACUCCAUAACCCGUACCAAUUUCAGCAACACAGAAACAGAACCAUAUGUAUAUGAAGCCCGUCAAGUACGAGAGACCUUGCUUAAGAAUGGGGGCAUGGUAAGGGAAACUUUACAAUCAUUCGAGCACGUGGUUUUCUUGAAAUGCAGAAAUCCGGUGAGGGACGAUCCACGACACGUGGACACUGCUCCUUGCAUCAAAGAAGGCGGCAAUAAUGUUUAUGCUGUUGUUGGAGGGUUGCCGGUGGUUGAAUUAAGAGAUGAUUGCGAUGUGAAGCUGGUUGCUGCCUCAUCAUUAUUAUCGGUUAGCAUGAAUCAAAACUUUUCAUACGCUGAUAUUCGUAGGAUGCUUGCUUACGGAUUUGAAGUUUCCUGGAUACCUGGUGCUUGUGAAUAUCAGUGUGGGCAGAAUAACAGAGUUUGCGUAAUCGAUGGAAUCUUUCAAAGUCUCAAAUGUAACUACACCGGAGUCUGUUUCACUCCACUGCUGAAAAACUAUUGUGGACUUCGCAAAGUAGUAGGAAAAGAUAGUACUGGUGAUUACUUCUAUCAAAUCAUUAAAACGGAUGUAUUCAGAAAAUGUAUUUUGAAGAUGGGAGUAUUCACAGGAUGGUUUAUGGUGCCAUACAUGGUCGUCAAAUUCAUAUUGAGUCUCGCAUUUUUCUUGGUAUUGUUGAUCUACUCAUACCAAAGAAGACAUGCAUCAAUUUGUGAUAACAUUGAGGAAUUUUUGCAAGGGAACAAACUCAUUCCAAUAAGGUAUUCAUAUAAAGAGAUAAAAAAGAUGGCAAGAGGUUUUAAGGAAAAGUUGGGAGAAGGAGGAUUCGGCUCCGUGCACAAGGGAAAACUACGAAGUGGACCCUUUGUAGCCAUAAAAAUGUUGGGUAAAGCCAAAGGUAAUGGUCAAGAUUUCAUCAGUGAAGUUGCUACAAUUGGUAGAAUACAUCAUGCUAAUGUAGUAAGGUUGAUUGGAUUCUGCGUAGAGGGUUCAAAACGCGCUCUUGUAUAUGAAUUUAUGCCAAAUGGUUCUCUAGAUAAGUUUAUCUUCUCCAAAGUGGAUAAUGUAUCAUUAACAUACCAGAAACUUUUUGAAAUAUCUCUUGGCGUGGCUCGUGGCAUAGCUUAUCUACACGAAGGUUGUGACAUGCAGAUUUUGCAUUUUGAUAUCAAGCCUCACAACAUUCUUCUAGACGAGAACUUCAUUCCUAAGGUGUCAGACUUUGGUCUUGCAAAACUUUAUCCUCUUGAUAACAGUAUUGUAACUUUGACAGCAGCAAGAGGAACCAUUGGUUACAUGGCCCCGGAAUUAUUCUACCAAAAUAUUGGAGCAGUAUCUUAUAAGGCCGAUGUCUAUAGUUUUGGAAUGCUUUUGAUGGAAAUGGCAAGUCAAAGAAGAAAUUCAAACCCAAACGCAGAGCAUUCAAGCCAAUUUUACUUUCCAUUUUGGAUAUACGAUCAAUUGGCUAAGAAAAGUGAUGAGAUAGAGAUAGAAAUUUUGAUGGAUGAAGAAACGAACAAACUAGCAAAAAAGAUGUUCAUAACUGCACUAUGGUGUAUACAAUUGAAGCCAAGUGAUCGUCCUUCAAUGAAUAAAGUGGUGAAAAUGUUAGAAGGGGAUGUUGCAAGCAUUGAAAUGCCUCCGAGACCUUCAUAUUAUCCAAAUGAUAUGAUUCACAAAGAUUCUGAGAUUAAUUCAGGAGUAACUACUUCAAAUGAUUCUUCUAGUUGUUCAGAUUUUGAGGAGGAAAUUACAACCAAUCCUAUGUGGAAGUGCUUUGGUUGA
This is a messenger RNA of Arachis duranensis, 2199 nucleotides long. Its product is annotated as LEAF RUST 10 DISEASE-RESISTANCE LOCUS RECEPTOR-LIKE PROTEIN KINASE-like 2.2. The transcript has 3 exons. Gene Ontology annotation, biological process: protein phosphorylation. Gene Ontology annotation, molecular function: protein kinase activity; polysaccharide binding; ATP binding. The coding region runs from base 1 to 2199 and encodes 732 amino acids. NCBI's taxonomy places the organism in Eukaryota, Viridiplantae, Streptophyta, Magnoliopsida, Fabales, Fabaceae. The record is from RefSeq and is a predicted model, not a curated record.